AUGGCCCAUGCAGCAUCACGACGCCGUCGAAUUAUCCUCGAGAAGGACUCGGAUGAUGACAUGGUGGAUGCGCCCCAAGGAUCGGUCGGUCAUAUGCCAACACCCAGGAAUGAAGGAAGCUUGAGAAACCCUGAGAAGGUUGUCUUACCCACGGCGACGGGGGGAGGCAUUCCGGCGAAAAGGAAGUCGCGCCGUCCGAAGGCUCCAGCACUGGUCCAGGCGGGGGAGCGAGUGGAUUCCCGGACUGGUGAGGAUAUGAUGGACGCGACCCCAAGGCCGGCUGAUACUGCGGCACUGCCUCGGCAGGAGGAUUCCUCGGUGCGGAAGGACAGUAAUAUUCCGAAAGUGGCGGGGGAGGUUUCUUUGGCAAAGAGGAAGCCUCGUCGGUUGAAGGCUUUAUUGCUCAACAAGGGGGAAGAGGGGGCUGGACAAGGUGCUGAUGCGACAGAGGCGUUGGGGUUGAAGCAGUCCCCGAAGGGUUCCGUGCGUGGCAAGAGGAAGCUGAAGAAAACCCACCUUCCAGGGGGGGAUGCGAUUGAUAUACCUAUGGCCUCGUUGGAGGAAGCAGUGCAAAGGGAGGAAGAUACUUGCUUUCCGAGUAUGGUGGUGGGUGAUAUGGUGGUGCCCGGCAGCGCAAAGGAAGAUAUGGGUUCUCCCCAUUUGGCAGGUGGUAACUCGGAGGGAUCAGUAUCGAGUGGGGAAACGCAGUGUUUUGUGAUUGAGAAAAGACUCCCACAGGUUGCUCCUCCAAAAACUUGCACUCCUUCCAAGGGCCGGGUUAGCCACGUGGUGGCAGCGUUCGAGGCAGGGUUGACCAUCGAGGACAAGAUCGUGGAACAGGCCUUGGCUGGAGAUAUAGGCUUUAUAAAUGAUACGGGGGGCAGUGGCCUUACUGGGCUGGAUGCUGGCGAGCUGGAUGAAUAUGGAUCCAAUAUGCUCAACCCGCCUAUGAGGAUUCUGAAAAGGCCUUUUGAGGUAGUGGAGGGGGAGGUUGGUGUCCCGCCAACCCCUAAGAAACAAUUUGUGGAAGCAACUGAUAACAAUGAGAAGGUGGAGGAAGCCAGCCUGGAGUGGCCCCAGUCUAAUAAAUGA
Linum trigynum is the source of this 1092-nucleotide messenger RNA. NCBI's taxonomy places the organism in Eukaryota, Viridiplantae, Streptophyta, Magnoliopsida, Malpighiales, Linaceae. The record is from the annotation of a GenBank genome assembly.